Molecule: messenger RNA, 522 nt
Organism: Staurois parvus
Lineage: Eukaryota; Metazoa; Chordata; Amphibia; Anura; Ranidae
Source: the annotation of a GenBank genome assembly
AUCAAGCCCCUAGGCAUGCAGACGGCUUCUACAAACAUUGGUGAAAGAAUGGGUCGCUCUCAGGAGCUCAGUGACUCCAAGCGUGGUCCCGUGAUAGGUGGCCACCUGGGCAAUAAGUCCAUCCGUGACAUUUCCUGGCUACUAAAUAUUCCACGCUCAACUGUUAGUGGGAUUAUAACAAAGUGGAAGCCACUGGGAACAACAGCCACUCAGCCACCAAGUGGUAGGCCACGUCACAUGACAGGGCGGGGUCAGCGCAUGCUGAAGCGCACAGUGCGCAGAAGUCGCCAACUGUCUGCAGAGUCAACAACUAAAGACCUCCAAACUUGGUGUGGCCUUCAGAUGAGCCCAACAACAGUGCGUAGAGAGCUUCAUGGAAUGGGUUUCCAUGGCCGAGCAGCUGCAUCCAAGCCUUCCAUCACCAAGUGCAAUGCAAAGCGUCGCAUGCCGUGGUGUAAAGCACGCUGCCACUGGACUCUAGAGCGGUAGUUGCCGGACAGCAUUUUGCUAAGUGUAAAGUUU